UCCGUGAGUCAUUUUCUGCCCAUCUCUGGUCGCGCGGUCUCAGCGGUAGUCACCACAUUAAGAGGUUUGCAGGGUUGCAAAAUGGCAGAAGCGGAUCUUAACACGGUUUCGGAACCUGCCGCCCAAAAGGUUGCUGAAGAGAAGAUGGCUAGCUCCUCUAGUGAUUCUGGGGAGGAAUCUGACUGCAGUAGCUCUAGCAACAGCACUAGUUGCAGCAGCAGCAGCAGCAGCAGCAGCAGCAGCAGCAGCGGCCGCAGCCGCUUAUAUAGAAAGAGGAGGUUAUCUGGGCCUUCCAGAAAAGCACGACGGGCUCCUUUGGGUAAAAGUUUCGUGGAUAGGCUGCCUCGGGCCGUUAGAAAUCGUGUGCAGGCGCUCAGAAAUAUUCAAGAUGAAUGUGACAAGGUAGACAUCCUGUUCUUAAAGGCAAUUCACGAUCUCGAAAGAAAAUAUGCCGAACUCAAUAAGCCUCUAUACGAUCGGCGAUUUCAAAUAAUCAAUGCAGAAUAUGAACCUACAGAAGAAGAAUAUGAGUGGAAUUCAGAGGAUGAGGUGUUCAGCAGUGAUGAGGAGGUGCAGGAAGACAGCCCUAGUGAAAUGCCUGCUUUAGAGGGUGAGGAAGAAGAUAACGAGCCUAAAGGAAAACCUGAGGUAAAGGCUGAAGAAAAUGAGGUUCCAAAAGAAAUUCCUGAGACAAAGGCUGAAGAAAAAGCAGAGUCUAAAGAUUUUCUGGGGACAAAGCCUGAAGUGAAAGAAGACCCUAAAGUAGACCCUCAGGUAAAGGCAGAAGAUAAAGAACAGACUAGAGCCACGGAAGCUAAGGCAAAGGCUGCCAUAAUAGAGGCUCCUAAAAGAAUUCCUGGGGCCAGGCCUAAAGAAAGAGUGAAUCUUAAAAGAGCUCGUAAGGGAAAGCCUAAAAAAGAUCCUAAAGGCAUUCCUGACUAUUGGCUGACUGUUUUAAAGAAUGUUAACAAGCUCGGGCCCAUGAUUCAGAAGUAUGAUGCACCCAUUCUGAAGUUCUUGUCAGAUAUUAGCCUAAAGUUCUCAAAACCUGGCCAGCCUAUAAGUUACACAUUUGAAUUUUAUUUUCUACCCAAUCCAUACUUCAGAAAUGAGGUGCUGACCAAGACGUAUAUAAUAAAGUCAAAACCAGAUCACAAGGAUCCCUUCUUCUCUUGGGGAUGGGAAAUCCAAGAUUGCAAGGGCUGUAAAAUAGAUUGGAGAAGAGGAAAGGAUGUUACUGUGACAACCACCCAGAGUCGAACAACUGCUACUGGAGAAAUUGAAAGUCAGCCAAGAGUGGUUCCUAAUGCAUCAUUCUUCAAUUUCUUUAGCCCUCCUGAGAUUCCUAAGAUUGGAAAGCUAGAGCCACGAGAAGAUGCUAUCCUUGAUGAGGACUUUGAAAUUGGUCAAACUUUACAUGAUAAUGUCAUCCUGAAAUCGAUCUAUUACUAUACAGGAGAAGUCAAAUGUACCUAUGAAGAUAGUACAAAUUAUGGAAACAGGAAAUAUCGAAAAUAAAAAAAGAAGCUGCUUGAAAGAAUUUUCAAGAAUCUCAAAACUUCAAUCAGAAGUGAAGCAGGUUUAUAUAGCCUUAGGCGAGAUGGGAGGGGGGCGCUGCUCUAUAGCCUCAACACUAGCAUUCCUUAUAGUCUUGUGUUUUCAUAUUUUCUUGGUAGUCUGAAAAUGGUCUUACAGUGUCUAAGUAUCAGUUUAUCUAGCCUGUUGUAGUGUAAU
Messenger RNA from Lynx canadensis (Canada lynx), 1734 nucleotides. RefSeq names its product nucleosome assembly protein 1 like 3 (gene NAP1L3). Gene Ontology annotation, biological process: nucleosome assembly. Gene Ontology annotation, molecular function: histone binding; chromatin binding. The coding region runs from base 82 to 1518 and encodes 478 amino acids. The transcript has a single exon. NCBI's taxonomy places the organism in Eukaryota, Metazoa, Chordata, Mammalia, Carnivora, Felidae. The record is from RefSeq and is a predicted model, not a curated record. Gene Ontology annotation, cellular component: nucleus; chromatin.